Molecule: messenger RNA, 1842 nt
Organism: Thrips palmi
Lineage: Eukaryota; Metazoa; Arthropoda; Insecta; Thysanoptera; Thripidae
Product: myrosinase 1-like
Exons: 11
Coding region: 48-1622 (524 amino acids)
Biological process (GO): carbohydrate metabolic process
Molecular function (GO): beta-glucosidase activity
Source: RefSeq, a predicted model, not a curated record
CCGCCCGACAGUCGGCCCCACCGAGUCGCACAGGUGCAGGAGCAGGUAUGGCGGCAGCGAUGCAAUUCUUCUCGCGGCUGGCCGCGCUGGCCGUGCUGGCGGUGGCCCUGUGCCACGGCGCCGCCACCGACGACCCCUUCGCCGUGCCCAACGGCCUGCUCAUCGGGGCGGGGGUGUCCGCCAUCCAGACGGAGGGCGCCUGGGACGAGGACGGGAAGGGUGAGAGCGCCGCGGACCACGUCCUGCACACGGGCAAGCUCACUAAACUGGGCUUCAGCAACGACUCGCACCAGCACGACGUGGCGGCCAACUCGUACCGCCGCUACAAGGAUGACGUCAAGGCCGCGGCCGAACUCGGGCUCAAGUUGUACCGCCUCUCCAUUUCGUGGUCCCGAGUGCUUCCCGACGGCGUCGCGCGCAACGAGAAGGGCAUCCAGUACUACCACGACCUCAUCGACGAGGUCCUCAAGCACAACAUGGUGCCCCUGGUGACACUGUACCACUUCGACCACCCGUGGGUCCUGGAGGACCAGUUUAAGGGCUGGCAGAGCGACAAGAUGAUCGACUACUUCAAGACGUACGCCAGCCUCGCCUUCAAGGAGUACGGAAGCAAGGUCAAGAUGUGGAUCACCAUCAACGAGCCCAACAUGUACUGCACGUACUUCCCCAGCCUGUUCAAGGAGGCCGGCAUCUACACCGACGCUGACAUGGACCACUACGCGUGCAUUCGCGUCUCCCUCCUGGCCCACGCCGAGGCCUACCACAUCUUCAAAGACGCCGGUUACGAGGGCCAGGUGGGCUGCUCGGCCUUGCUCAUGACGGCGCGGCCCAACUCCACCCGCCCCGAGGACGUGUACGCCGCCGACGCCUUCAACCAGGUGUCCGCCGGCGUCGUCCUCAGCCCGAUCAUCCACGGCGACUACCCAGAGAUCGUGAAGGCGCACGCGACCAAGCAGUUUGUGCCGUUCACCGAGGCGGAGAGGCAACGAAUCACAGGCACCGCAGACUUUAUCGCCAUCAACGCGUACUACGGGAUGAUCGCUAGCUACUCCACCUCCAGCUUCAACCCCUUCAUCCACAUCCCCGUCAUCGGCCCCUUCAUGUCGGACGUUCCGUUCGUCUUCGUGAUGAUCGAGGGCGUCGACCUGCAGCACAUGAUGAGCAUGUUCAGUGUGGUCGAGCCCGACGCAAUUCGGUCGGCGGUGCUGUGGACUUGGAACGAAUACAAAAUGCCGGUGCUCAUCUCCGAAAACGGCUACGGCGACAUUUCGAACCUGGGCAAGAAGGACCGCACUCGCGGCGUUUACCACAGUGCUUUCCUGCGCACCCUGGUAUCAACGAUGAAAGAGUAUAGCAUCAAGGUGAUCGGCUACUGCACGUGGAGUUUGAUCGACAGUUUCGAGUGGAGUGCCGGAUUCGGCCGGCCGUUCGGGCUGAUCCACGUCGACUACGAGGGUGGCUCCCUGGAGCGCUCCCAGAAGGACUCGUCGCAGUUCUGGAUCGAGCUGGCCCGGACGGGGCGGAUCCCCCUGUGGGAGGAGGAAAGGCCAUCUUCGGCGGCCACGACGGCGGCAGCGUCGGCCUCCCUGCUUCUACUGGCGCUGGCUGCCAACCUCCUGUGAGACCAUUUCGACCACUGCAACCACACUGCAAUCAGACGAGUACGACGCGAAGGGAGGGAGAAGGGAAGGGACGGUUGAGUCGGUUGAGUCUUGGGGUGCGAUCGUGAAAUCCGAGAGCAGAAUCUCUGACAAAGACGAUGCCCUUAAACGUCGCGGGAACUCAACUAAAACAUCAUGCCCAGUCUUCCAUCGUGUGUCAUCUUUGGUGCCGCUGUCCAUU